UAAGUCUGUCCUGAAUUGGUAAAUUGCUCCCAGGUGAAUCUUGACUUUCUCAAACGAAUCAAUCAACUGGCAAGUAUAUACGUAUAUAGCCGGAGCACAACACAGUGUUACAAUUUCUGAAAAUGGACGGACAAGGAAUUGGACGGGGUCAACAGCCAGCGAGAAGAAGAAGAAGAGGAGUGAGGCUGCGUGGCGGAGGACUUGGGAGGCAAAAUAGAGGAGGAGGCAGAAGAGGCCGAGGACAUAUGCGUGUUCCUGAUGAAAUAAGAGCCACACUUGUAGACCAUGUUGUCAAUCAUGGGCUUACAAUGGCCGAGGCUGGUCGAAGGGUGCAGCCAAAUGUUGGGAGGACAACUGUAUCCUCAAUCAUUCAGACUUUUCGUCAACAGAACCGGUAUGUAAUCUAACAAUAGGCACUGUACUGUAAUACUGUAUACUUUCUGUAAUGCUUCAUACAAUAUUACAGUAUUCCACUUGCAUUUUACAAUAUUCAUUCAGUAUACUUUAUGUAAACAGUGACAUUUUAUCUUACUCAAUUUUGUGUUUUGCAUUACUAUAUGUCUUCCACAUAGGACUGCAAGACAGCUUCACAGGGGUGGCAGAGGGCCCCUUUUCACACCCGAACAGGAGGAGGCUAUUUGCACCAUGGUCGUAGAAAACAAUGCCAUAAGACUAAGGGAGAUACAGAGUGCCAUUAUAGAAGACAACAACAUCUUUGAUAACAUCCAAACAGUCAGCAUCUCAACCAUUGACAGGGUGCUGAAAAGACACCAAAUGAAUAUGAAGCAGCUGUACACCGUUCCAUUUGAAAGAAAUGACGAAAGAGUGAAGGACCUGCGCUACCAGUAUGUACAGCGUAUAAUGGAACUGGAAGCAAGUGAACCACCGCACAGCUUCAUCUACAUGGAUGAGGCUGGCUUCAACCUAACUAAACGCAGAAGGUGUGGUCGAAAUAUCAUCGGCCACAGAGCUACAGCUGAUGUGCCAGGCCAACGGGGCGGGAACAUAACCAUGGCUGCUGCUAUCUCUGAGAAUGGUGUGCUAACGCAUAUUCCCAUUAUUGGGCCAUACAACACAGAGCAUCUUGUCACCUUUUUAGACCCACUCUACAGGGAUCUCAUCCCUGAAGAAGAGAGGGGCCAGACUGGAGAUGACCUGCCAAAGUUUGUGAUUGUUUGGGACAAUGUCAGUUUCCAUCGCUCCAACAUCAUCAGGCAAUGGUUUGCGGCCCACAACAGGAUGGUGAUGGAGUUCCUCUCACCCUACUCCCCAUUCCUUAAUCCCAUUGAGGAAUUUUUCUCAGCAUGGAGAUGGAAAGUAUAUGAUCGCCAGCCACAUACACAGAUGACCCUUCUGGCUGCCAUGGAUGCAGCGUGUGAUGACAUCACAGCAGAUGCCUGCAGAGGCUGGAUAAGACACUCCAAAAGAUUCUUUCCACGCUGCAUCGCAAGAGAAAACAUUCGUUGUGAUGUGGAUGAGAAUUUGUGGCCCAACAGACAGGAACGUCAGGAGGUGUAG
Messenger RNA from Centropristis striata (black sea bass), 1518 nucleotides. RefSeq lists its product as uncharacterized. Gene Ontology annotation, molecular function: nucleic acid binding. The record is from RefSeq and is a predicted model, not a curated record. Lineage: Eukaryota; Metazoa; Chordata; Actinopteri; Perciformes; Serranidae. The transcript has 2 exons. Bases 646 to 1518 code for a protein of 290 amino acids.